ACACUGAUACACUGAGCACGCGUUCUCACUCUGUCAACUCGAUUAAAUCAGCUAAAACCAUGACUUAGUUAUUCAAAUCGUUUCAGUUAUUUAACUGGCAGCAAACGUUGUGGACAUUCAUAUUGUUUAGUUUCAUUUUGUUUUCUUUCUUCCGAUUUUCGUUGAUAACGUCUAGUCGCCAGUUUCAAUUUCUUUUAGACUCACACACACACACACACACACACAUUUUGUUGUUGUUAUUUAAGAAUUGUAUUUUUAUUCGUUGAUAUUGAAAAAAAAUGGCAUACAAGCAAUUUUCGACCAUAAUUACCAAGUCGCAUUUGCAUGCACUUAAAAAUAACACAAGUUUGACAAAUUCAUUUUAUAAAUGUAUGUCAAGUUCAGCAGCGGCAAAUAAAUCAUUAAACGUUGGAUUCGUUGGACUCGGGAAUAUGGGUGCACGUAUGGCAAAUAAUCUAAUUAAAAAGGGUCAUAAAUUGAAUGCAUUUGAUGUUGAACCGGCUGCUUGCAAAGAAGCCGAACGCAUUGGCUGCAAAAUUGUCGAUUCAGCUGAACAAGUUGCACAAAAGUCCGAUUUUGUCGUCACAAUGCUGCCGAAUAAUGAUAUUGUUUUCGAUACAUACGACAAAAUGGUGAAGAACGGCGUUAAAUCCAGCACAAUGUUCAUUGACUCCAGUACAAUUGAUCCAAAUGUUGCGAAAAAGGUUCAACAAUUAGUGAAGACGAAAGGCGCGUCAUUUGUUGAUGCACCGGUGAGCGGUGGCGUGAUCGGUGCCGAAAAUGCAACGUUGACAUUUAUGGUUGGCGGAACACAGGACGAGUACAAAACAGUUAAAGGAUUGUUGGAAUGCAUGGGUCAACGCAUCACGCAUUGUGGUGACUAUGGAAUGGGGCAAGCCGCUAAAAUUUGCAACAACAUGAUGUUGGGCAUCUCAAUGAUUGGCGUUUGCGAAACCAUGAACUUAGCGAUAAGACUGGGCUUAGAUCCAAAAACCUUCAACGAUAUCAUCAAUUCAUCGACUGGAAAAUGUUGGUCAUCGGAAAUUUACAAUCCAGUUCCUGGCUUGUGCGCCAAUGCCCCAGCGAAUAAUGACUACAAAGGUGGAUUUUCGACCGCAUUGAUCACUAAAGAUUUGGGCUUAGCAUCUGGUGUGGCCACAGCAUCAAAUUCACCGAUUCCAAUGGGUGCAAUCGCACAUCAAAUUUAUCGAACGCUCAUGUGCCGUGGCUUAGGAGAUAAAGACUUUUCAUAUGUCUAUGAAUUUUUAAAAAAUAAUAAUCAAAAAUAGAUUUUUUAUUUAAGAUCAUUCAUUCACAUUGCAUUUGCUAAUUUCUUCUAAUUUGGUUUUCGAUUGAAUACUUUGAGAUUAUUUUUAUAAUAAAAAAUGGUCCAUUGAUAAAGACAGAAAAAAA
Sitodiplosis mosellana (orange wheat blossom midge) is the source of this 1413-nucleotide messenger RNA. RefSeq names its product probable 3-hydroxyisobutyrate dehydrogenase, mitochondrial. Gene Ontology annotation, molecular function: NADP binding; NAD binding; 3-hydroxyisobutyrate dehydrogenase activity. The coding region runs from base 279 to 1289 and encodes 336 amino acids. Gene Ontology annotation, biological process: L-valine catabolic process. Lineage: Eukaryota; Metazoa; Arthropoda; Insecta; Diptera; Cecidomyiidae. The record is from RefSeq and is a predicted model, not a curated record. Gene Ontology annotation, cellular component: mitochondrion. The transcript has 5 exons.